Molecule: messenger RNA, 2185 nt
Organism: Echinops telfairi (small Madagascar hedgehog)
Lineage: Eukaryota; Metazoa; Chordata; Mammalia; Afrosoricida; Tenrecidae
Gene: ST3GAL2
Product: ST3 beta-galactoside alpha-2,3-sialyltransferase 2
Exons: 7
Coding region: 1054-2109 (351 amino acids)
Molecular function (GO): beta-galactoside (CMP) alpha-2,3-sialyltransferase activity
Source: RefSeq, a predicted model, not a curated record
CAAAACAUCCCCGUAUGUGACUUGCUUGAUGGCAGAGAGGUCUGUACCUGAGCCAGCAACCUCUCCAAGGCCUCCCAGUUUCAGGGUCACGCUGUGCGGCGCCUGACAAGUGAGGGGCAGCCUGCCAGGGGAUUACUGCCAGUGAACAAGCACGCCCACCUUACCGGCAGGCCCGGCGGCCUGGCCCUGGGAGAGCAGGGAUGGGCAGUGGAGCCCCGGCCAGCAGUACCAGGAAGGAGGCCACAGCCCCAGUGGGGAGCCCCGUGCAUGCUCAGCUGGCCCUCUGAACAGCAGCUGUUCGCAGGCAGGCCCUGGAGAGUCCCAUGUGGCUGGAAGAGGGGCUCUGACCAUCAGGAGGAGCCAGCCUCUCAGCUGGGGCGCAGGAGGGCAGGAGCUGGCACAAAGCGAAACCUGGGCCCAGUCGCAGCAGUGUCCUGACAACCCUCGAGCUUCCUGGCUUUCUCCUCCAGGCGCUGGGGCCUGGCUCCCCGCCGGCAGAGAGCUUGGGCCAGGCUGGCCACCGUAGGCAAGGCGAUUGCAUGGAAUCCAGGCCCUGGGCAGCCCACCUGCUCUCUGCUGGGAUUUGGGUUCUAGGGCGUCCCCAUUGCAGGGGACGAGGGGCUGCCGUGGUGUCUGCUCAUGAACCACAAGGACCCCGACUGCUCCGGACUGGACCAUUUCAAACCGCCAAAGAAGGGGACCCCCAGAGUUGGCAGUCAGCCACCCCAAGGGACUAGAGGGCUGAAAUGGACUGACCUCCCCCUGGCUGGGGCAGCGGGCACAGCAGAGCCUCUGUGGCCCAGCUAGUGACUGGAGAGACCAGUGAAGCCACAGCAAGGCUCGGAGUGGCCCAGGGUACCGAGGGAAGGGACAGGGGGAGCCCCCUCCUGCCAACCUCACUGAGAGACAAGUGGCGUGGGCCCUGCCACGGCUUGUGCCCCUAUGCCCUGUGCACACGGGCUACUCUGUGGCUGGCCCCACCUCGGGCUGGGAAAGGAGUGGCCACGGUGACCUCCGCCUGCCGGGUGGGCCGGCCCCCUGCUGUUGCGCACCAUGAAGUGCUCCCUGCGGGUCUGGUUCCUCUCCGUGGCCUUCCUGCUGGUGUUCAUCAUGUCGCUGCUCCUCACCUAUUCGCACCACAGCCUGGCCACCCUGCCCUACAUGGACUCGGGGGCCCUGGGGGGCUCCCACCCCCUGAAGCUGGUGCCCGGCUCCGCUGGCCCGCAGCAGCACCUGGGCAGGGAGGGGAUUCUGGGCAAGAGCUGUGCCUGCCGCCACUGCGUGGGUGAUGCCGGGGCCUCCAGCUGGUUUGAUAGCCACUUCGACAGCAACAUCUCCCCGGUCUGGAGCCGAGAGAACAUGGAUCUGCCCCCGGACGUGCAGAGGUGGUGGAUGUUGCUGCAGCCUCAGUUCAAGUCACACAACACCAACGAGGUGCUGGAGAAGUUGUUCCAGAUCGUGCCGGGCGAGAACCCGUACCGCUUCCGUGACCCCCGCCAGUGUCGGCGCUGCGCCGUGGUGGGGAACUCGGGCAACCUGCGGGGCUCGGGCUACGGGCAGGACGUGGAUGGGCACCACUUCAUCAUGAGGAUGAAUCAGGCACCGACCGUGGGCUUUGAGCAGGAUGUUGGAAGCCGCACCACCCACCACUUCAUGUACCCAGAGAGUGCCAAGAACUUGCCCGCCAACGUCAGUUUCGUGUUGGUGCCCUUCAAGGCCCUGGACCUUCUGUGGAUUGCCAGUGCCCUGUCCACAGGGCAGAUCCGAUUCACUUACGCCCCAGUGAAGUCCUUCCUUCGAGUGGACAAAGAAAAGGUCCAGAUCUACAACCCAGCCUUCUUCAAGUACAUCCACGACCGGUGGACAGAGCACCAUGGGCGCUACCCGUCCACAGGGAUGCUGGUGCUUUUCUUCGCCCUGCAUGUGUGUGAUGAGGUGAACGUGUACGGGUUCGGGGCCGACAGCCGGGGCAACUGGCACCACUACUGGGAGAAUAAUCGGUACGCAGGCGAAUUCCGCAAGACUGGUGUGCACGACGCGGACUUCGAGGCGCAUAUCAUUGACAUGCUGGCCAAAGCCAGCAAGAUCGAGGUCUACCGGGGCAACUGAGCCGGCCUCGCCGCUACCCUCCCGGCCCGGACUGUGGGCCAUGCGAGGCGUCCUCGCUGCCCUGCAGGCCACCCGG